Serinus canaria (Common canary) is the source of this 2816-nucleotide messenger RNA. RefSeq names its product endosomal transmembrane epsin interactor 2 (gene ENTREP2). The record is from RefSeq and is a predicted model, not a curated record. The transcript has 12 exons. The coding region runs from base 46 to 2133 and encodes 695 amino acids. NCBI's taxonomy places the organism in Eukaryota, Metazoa, Chordata, Aves, Passeriformes, Fringillidae. Gene Ontology annotation, cellular component: membrane.
CGCAGCCUGUCCCGCCUGCGCGAGCAGCGCGCCCGCUCGCGGGCCAUGCUGGCCCUGGGGGUCACGCAGAUGGUGCUCGGCUGCCUCAUCGUGGCCGUCAGCUUCGCCGCCCUGGCGCUCACCACCUCGGCCCGCGUCCGCCACUCCUGCCCCUUCUGGGCCGGCUUCUCGGUGCUGUUGUCAGGACUGAUUGGUGUUGUUUCAUGGAAGAGGCCCUUGUCCCUUGUGAUAACCUUUUUCAUGCUGCUCUCUGCAGUGUGUGUGAUGCUGAACUUGGCCGGGUCCAUUCUCUCCUGUCAGAAUGCUCAGCUGGUGAAGUCCCUGGAAGGAUGUCAGCUGAUUAAAUUCGACAGUGAUGGUGUCUGUGUUUGCUGUGAAAUGCAGCAUCAGACAUCAGGCUGCAGUAACCUGGGAGAAACACUGAAGCUGAACCCUCUGCAGGAGUGCAACGCAGUGAGGCUGACCCUCAAGGACCUGUUGUUCAGUGUGUGCGCUCUCAAUAUCAUCUCCACCAUUGUCUGUGCUUUGGCAACAGCAAUGUGUUGCAUGCAGAUGGUUUCUUCUGAUCUUCUGCAAAUGUUUCUGCCACAGAGACCACAUUCUGCCAAUCCUGACUGCAUGACUCCACACGGAACUGUCCUGCACCAAACCUUGGAUUUUGAUGAGUUCAUCCCACCAAUCCCCCCUCCUCCCUACUACCCUCCAGAAUACACCUGCACGCCCGUGGGGGAGGCACAGAGAAGUCUCCAUUUGGACUUCCCUCAUUCCCCAUUUGGUGCUUUAUAUGAAGUAACCAUUAAUAGCCCAGGAAUGCUGUAUCCAAGUGAGCUGCCCCCUCCUUAUGAGGCAGUGAUUGGAGAGAUGCCUGCCAGACAGGUCACUGGUGCUGCUCAGCAAGUGUCUGAAUCGAGCCUGGGGGAGAGGAACACGACCCCGGACUUCAGCACACAAGUUUCUGUUGAGAGCACCUCCUUGAUGGUCUCUGAGGCUGUUGAUAUCCCAGACCGUAGCUACUCCUCUGAAGAUCUUUGUUCGCUGGAAGUUCAAGGAUCUCUCCAAUCUGCAGAUCUUUCUCCCUACUGCAUAACCCCCAAGGGGGCUGCAGAGCAGAGCUGCAGUGCCCUGGGUUGCCACACUCACUGCAAGUCUCACAGAACUCACUCAGAGGGCUUUCCUGAUGAGGGUGACAGCUCCCACAGCCAAACCUCUACAGACAGGUCUCAAGGACAGGAAAAGAACUGUGCCCACGGCAGGUCCUUGGACUGUUCCUCAGGGAAUUACAGCCCCUCAGAACGAGAACUGCAGAGCUCUGCUCAAGAGAGCAGUGCCACACCGCCUCUGAAGCAGAAGAAAACCUGCUGUGUGGGCUUUCACCAGCCUCCUGCCACUUUCCAGACCUCUCCCUGCUUUGGGCCUGCAAACACUUCAGCCAGUGGCCCCGAGGCUGCUGUCCAGCAGCAGCAGCAGCACCUCACCAAGCCCCCAGCCUCAACCAUCGUCCGCUCCAGCAGUGCCCCUGUGUCCUGCUCGUCUGCCACUGAAGGUGAUAAUUGUGCCUGGACAUCUGUGUGCAGGCAGUGCCAAGAUGCAGGAUUAUCUCCAGCUACAGGAGAAACAGUUCCUGUCUCUGGUUCUCAUAUGGCUGCCUCUGCUUGCCAGCAUUCUUUGAGCAGUUUUCUACCAACUGGAAAUCAGAGGGAUACAAGGAAAAUUGAUCUGCACCUAAAGCCAAAGGCUUUUCACACGGUCUCGAAAGAGCGGCCACACUCCUUAGUGGACCUUAAGGCCUAUAAAGACACAAAAAUUUUAGUGGCAAAAUUUUUGGAACAUUCAAACUGUAAUCUCCCUCCAGAAGUGCGGCACGUAGUGAACAGCAUACGGUCAGUCAUUAAAUCUGAUGAGAGACACAUGGAAGAAGCCAUCUUCAGUGCCAAUAUCAUAGACCAGGUGAUGACGAGCUCGCAGCAGGGCGCGGGCUGCAGGAAGCGGCUGCAGGAGGAUCUGCACCUGCGGAGCUGCGGCGCCCUGAGCUCCCCCGCGGCCCCGGCGCGCAGCCCGGCCCCGCUCAGCCGCGCCCUGCAGCGGGAGCGGCCGCGCAGCCUGAUCGGAGUGUGCCGGGAAACCAUCCUCUGACAGGGCCCCCAGGUAUGUCAUGGCAGCUGAGAGCUGUGGAAGAAACCAGGACUGGGACAAACACAACUAGUGGAUGGCUUUAAAAGGAAAAAGUGUCUUCCUUUGGAAUUCCACUUUUUUCCCCCACAGCAGGAUGAGAGCGGCUGUUUUUCUGAAUGUAAAUUUCGGCCUUCAUUUUUGCAAACUUUUAAUUGAUUUAUUAGUGAAGUCAUAACAAGUGUUUUCCCCACCAGAAAUGCAUUUAUUUCACUGUACUUACAGAAAUGCUACUGAUGCUGCCCAGCAUUUCUUGAAAACCAUUGCAAACCCACCAGAGACUGGCUGUACAACUUAAAAGUUGUAUUUAUUUAAUGUACCUCAAAGUGUUUUAACUAUCGUCAGUGUUUUAAUAAAAAAGUAUUUCUGGACUUUGCCUUUGCAACACUGAUUUGGAUACAAACAUAAAGGUGAUUCAUACACACAUACAGUGCUGCUUCUAAUCCAUUCUUCCAGUGUCUUUCAUUCCAGACCAACUGAUCUGUUCAAUCAAAACUGCUCCCCCUCCCAGGGCUGCCCUUUUAAACUGCAGUUCCUGCUGCAGUGUGGUUUAUUCCUGCUCUGUUCUGAGUGUUCACCAUUUCAGUCCUGCAGUAGUGUGUGACCAAGAACUGGUGGUAAAUCCUCUGCAGUGUGUGACCAAAAGA